Molecule: messenger RNA, 594 nt
Organism: Cucurbita maxima (winter squash)
Lineage: Eukaryota; Viridiplantae; Streptophyta; Magnoliopsida; Cucurbitales; Cucurbitaceae
Product: zinc finger protein 11-like
Exons: 1
Coding region: 1-594 (197 amino acids)
Source: RefSeq, a predicted model, not a curated record
AUGGCAGAUGUUUUGUGUUUGUCUUUGUAUGAGCCUUUACUUUUUAGUCUCUGUAUAAAGCCUCCACUUUCCACCACCUUCUCCCCACAAAUUUUCCCCUCUAAAUUUUUGUUUUUGCGCUGUGGGGUCUGCAUGGAUUUUGGCAAGCAGGGGAGAUGGGACAGUUGGAGCGACGAAUAUGAGCACCAAAAGGACGAGGAGUUGGAUAAUGAUAGCACAAAACGGCCUUAUGAGUGCACAUUUUGUAAGCGUGGGUUCACCAACGCACAAGCUCUUGGUGGCCAUAUGAACAUCCACCGCAAAGACAGAGCCAAAGCCAAACACCGCACCUCUUCCUCCCAUUCUAACCACCAAAUUUUCCCUCAUCUGUCAACCCAACCCACUGCCCCUCUACCACCCUCUUACCGGAUGUAUUUCGACACGACGGCGGCGGCCAUGGCGUCGAACUUCCCGAUUCACCAACAGAGAUCGGAGAGUGUGAGUGAAGAGCUGCUGCUGGGGGCAAAUCUUAGCCUCCAAGUUGAUCAAAACAGGGGUGUGUGGAAAAAUGAAGAGGUUGAUUUGGAGCUGCGAUUAGGGCAUGAAUAUCGCUGA